CAAAGCUUAAGCUUGUUGUUUGUAAUGUAAGAAAUAAUUUAGCUUUUGGGGGAGUAAGAGAAAGUCUUCCCAUCAUGGGUCAGCGCCUGAGCGAGGAAAGUGACCCCGACAAGGAAAUCGAUGUGGCAGAGCUGCAGGAAUGGUACAAGAAAUUUGUUGUGGAAUGUCCGAGUGGAACGCUAUUCAUGCACGAGUUUAAGGGUUUUUUUGGGGUCACUGAUAACAAGGAGGCUGCAGAUUACAUCGAGAACAUGUUUCGAGCCUUCGACAAGAACGGAGACAACACCAUAGAUUUUCUUGAGUAUGUAGCAGCUUUGAACUUAGUUCUCAGAGGGAAGCUGGAACACAAGCUUAAAUGGACAUUCAAAAUGUACGAUAAAGAUGGGAGUGGAUGCAUUGACAAAACAGAACUUCUUGAAAUUGUUGAGUCUAUUUAUCGGCUAAAGAAAGCCUGCCAUGGAGAGCUGGAUGAAGAAUGUAAUCUGCUUACACCAGACCAGGUUGUUGACCGUAUAUUUGAGCUGGUCGAUGAAAAUGGAGAUGGUGAGCUCUCUCUGGAUGAGUUUAUUGAUGGAGCACGCAGGGAUAAAUGGGUGAUGAAGAUGCUGCAGAUGGAUGUGAACCCUGGCGACUGGAUCAAUGAGCGAAGACGCAGUGCUAACUUCUAAGGCUGGAAAUCCUAAUGAACUCAUACAUAACCAUAAAGAUUUUGUAUAUAAAUGUUUAUAAAAGACAUAAAUAAAUUAUGUCCAGAAGUUAGACAUAUAUGUUCUUGUUGCUUAUAAAGCAUUUAGUUACAGAUUCAA
Molecule: messenger RNA, 806 nt
Organism: Cyprinodon variegatus (sheepshead minnow)
Lineage: Eukaryota; Metazoa; Chordata; Actinopteri; Cyprinodontiformes; Cyprinodontidae
Gene: guca1b
Product: guanylate cyclase activator 1B
Exons: 4
Coding region: 75-668 (197 amino acids)
Biological process (GO): visual perception
Cellular component (GO): cone photoreceptor outer segment; photoreceptor inner segment
Molecular function (GO): calcium sensitive guanylate cyclase activator activity; calcium ion binding
Source: RefSeq, a predicted model, not a curated record